ACCGCACGGCAUACAUAUUACGGCGGCAUGCCCAUCGAUUUGCCGUUCACGCGGUCCGUUUUGGCCACAGUGUAACCACGUCCCGGAAAAAACGAUGUACCGUCCGCGUUUCGGGAUUAUUUUAAUCAACAUCGGUGGUCACCCCGUCAGCAGCUGAAGGGCACAUAUUAUUAUUAUUUGAUAUCUAUUCUGGUAAUCAGCGGUCGGACGUCGGUCGGACGGCUAUAACAUUAUAGUCCCUCUUAUCAUUGCUAAAAUUUUCACACAAUAUAUUCCGGAAAUCCUGACUCCGACCUGUGCCCGUGACAUUUUACGUCGUAAAGAAAUUUGAAAAUUGGUUUAACUAACGCUGACAAAAUGGCCGUUUGGAGUUCACUAAAGCUGGGAUCGGCGAUCACCAAGUGUCUGAGUUCGAAGAAAACCGACGUGCUAAAAUCAUCUGCUCUUGUACCAACUCGUAACAUGAGUGGUCAUCAUCUAAUGAGUAUUAGGGAAACUCGUUGGCAAUGGACAAAGUUCAAGGAUUUAAUUCAUUAUUAUGUUUUGGUUGGUGUUAUUCCUUUGACUUUAUUUGUCACUGGUGUUAAUGUUUUUAUUGGACCAGCUAAAUUGGCUCCAAUUCCUGAAGGCUAUAGACCUGCGCAUUGGGAAUACCAUCAGCAUCCAAUCACCCGAUGGAUGGCACGCUAUAUUUAUCCCAGUCCACAACAACAAUAUGAAAAGUAUCUACAUACAUUAUAUGAAGAAGAUGAAAAAUUUAAAGUCAGAAUGGUAACUAUCAAAAUUGAUGAAAUGAUGAAGGAACGAUCAGACUACAAAUCAUUUUACUAUAGACCUAUCUCUGCUAACCAUCACAGAAUUGUCAAAGAAUCUAUGGAUCGUCAAGAAUCCGAAGGAUUAAACUGAUUAUACAUAUAUUUUGUAUAAUUAAAUUAGAAAUUGUUAAUUUUAUAGUAGGUACUAAAAUAUAUUUAUAACAUACAUUUAAAUACAAAUUAUACAAAAUAGAUUUGGAAAAAUCCAGAUAUUGUACUUUAUAUCACUUACUCAAAAAUGAUUAAAUUAAUUGUCUGGCCUGGUUUAGUCUGACUAAUUUUGUACAGAAUGUAAUCGGUUCAUAUUAUUACACAUUCAGUUUUAGAUCCUGAAUGAAUGCAUUGAUCUUUCAAAGAUGUGUUAUUAUUUUUUUUUUAAAUAAUUAUAGCUAUUUUAUAAAAUAUUUAAAAUUAUAUGUAUAUCUGGGUUUUA
Molecule: messenger RNA, 1248 nt
Organism: Metopolophium dirhodum (rose-grain aphid)
Lineage: Eukaryota; Metazoa; Arthropoda; Insecta; Hemiptera; Aphididae
Gene: ND-SGDH
Product: NADH dehydrogenase [ubiquinone] 1 beta subcomplex subunit 5, mitochondrial
Exons: 5
Coding region: 358-906 (182 amino acids)
Source: RefSeq, a predicted model, not a curated record